This is a messenger RNA of Rana temporaria (common frog), 2137 nucleotides long. It is a transcript of the gene MXRA8, whose product is annotated as matrix remodeling associated 8. Bases 328 to 1689 code for a protein of 453 amino acids. The transcript is spliced from 10 exons. NCBI's taxonomy places the organism in Eukaryota, Metazoa, Chordata, Amphibia, Anura, Ranidae. Gene Ontology annotation, biological process: establishment of glial blood-brain barrier; cell adhesion. The record is from RefSeq and is a predicted model, not a curated record. Gene Ontology annotation, cellular component: cell surface; membrane.
GGGAGGGAAUGAGGAGUUUUCUGAGUGCACAGUUGUUCUUGGGUCUGUGAGUGCAAUCCACAAAGAGAGAGGCUGGAUCAGGCUGCACAGCUGGAAUAGGAUAGGUCAGUGCAAAGGGAGAAAAAAAAAAGUGGGGAGCUGAAAGUUAUUAGUGAGAGCGAAAGACUAAAGACUGUUUAUAGACAGAUGUUGAGUCGUGCAUUUAUAUCCACAGUCCACUAAGAAGUGAUGUCACCUGGACGCUGAACAGCACAAUAACAAGAGCGCAGGACAGACAGACUGAAGCACAGGUGAUCCGAAAGCCUGAAAUCAAGCGAAGCUGAAGAUAUGGGGAUGAUGCAGAAAAUUCUCCUCUGCCAAUUGAUUAUUUUACACAGUCAGCUUGUUUAUUUAUACUCAGUGCCCGCCAGCCAGCAGAACCCAGAGAGUGUGGUGGUAUCUGUAAAUAACAUCAGUGCACAUACUGGCUCCCAGGCCCUCUUGCUUUGUCAGAGCUAUCGCAUGGUAUGGACACAGGACAACCUUCUAGACAGGCAGCGCGUUCUACACUGGGACCUGAUUAGCAGUCAGGGGUUCUACCGUGGGGAGCGGCUGCUGGACAUGUUUUCUGCUGGAGAGCAACGCUUAUAUGGCGGAUAUAACCAAGGCCGUAUCCUGGUGUCACCAAACGCCUUCCGAGAUGGCAAUUUCUCCUUGGUGAUAAAAGGUGUAUCAGUAAAUGAUCAGGGUUUAUAUUCCUGUAAUCUCCAUCAUCACUACUGUCACCUGGAUGAAACAGUCAGAGUCCAGCUGAACACCACCAAGUCAGAACGUAAAGUGAAGAUGUACUGGGAUGGAGAAAAAGUUGUUAUUCUAGCUUUGAUUGGCACUGAUGUGGUACUGCCUUGUGAGAACUGGAAUCACAUGUGGACCGACCGCCACCGUGAAGCAGACCAGCAAGUGGUACAUUGGGAUCGGCAAGCCCCAGGAAUUCCGCAUGACAGAGCCGAUCGAUUGAUCGACAUGUAUGCUUCUGGAGAGCAGCGGUCAUAUGGUCCUCUCUUCAUCAGGAGAAAGAUGAACAUCACAGAUGAAGCAUUUGCCAAUGGAGACUUUUCCCUUCAUAUAUCGAAUCUGACAAGAGGAGAUGAAGGAACCUACUCUUGCCAUCUUCACCAUCAUUACUGUGGACUUCAUGAACGUAGAAUCUUUCAUCUAAAAAUCGACGAUCCACCUAGGGAACCACCAAAAGAACUUCCUAAAGAGCCUCCCAGAGAGCCUCCCAAGGUAGAGGAACCAGAGAAAACCAUCAAGGAGACCGCAGCAGCUCCAGCCAAAGAUUCCACCAUCAUCCGGGAAAACAAAGUGAUCAAUGUUAUAAUUCCGGAAAACAGGCUGCAUUUCUUCCAGCAGCUCGGAUACAUCCUGGCAACCCUUCUACUCUUCCUUCUCCUGCUCACAGCUGUAAUUCUCAUCACCCGCAAACAUUGCAGAAAAGGUUAUGGUUAUCACAUGGCCAAACCUCAACCGAAGGAGGUCAACAUGAAAGAAAUUUGCUUGAGACCCCCAGACCUGAUUCAGUAUAAAAAGGAGGAUCUCCACAUUGAUUAUAAAAAUAACAUUUUGAAGGAGCGUGCUGCUAUGGACAGACCCUUCACGCCAAAGAACAUUGACUUAGACCUUGAGCUACGCAAGGAGUACUGUAAAUAGAACUGAAUUCUUGCUACUGGCUGGCCCAGAAGCUGUAACUUCUACUAAGAAGAGGACCUCACUGGUUCUGUGGUGUUUUUAUUCAAUCUGCGUCUUACGUUUGACUUUGUGUCCUUUCCAUGCUGAUCUUUGUUCUCAGCGGCAGAUAUAUUUUCUGAAACCAUAAACAGUACAUUAAAGACAUUUUAAAUGCCUCUAUGGAAUGUAUACGGUGUAUCGUUUUAAAUUCUUAUUCUGUCUAUGCUAUCUAUCUACUUACAAGAGAUGGGAUUCAAGGAUAUGGAUAACUUUGUAGGUAUCUUGUUACCAUGGUGAUGGUGUCAUAGCUGCUUUCUGUAAUAGCUUUUGGUAGGAUUUCUAGGCCUUGAAUAGACAGCAGCAACUUACUGCAUACAGAAAAUAUAUUGCUGGCUUCUUAUUUGGCAAACUGGAUAAAUGCAUCUGCAGU